This is a messenger RNA of Rotaria sp. Silwood1, 372 nucleotides long. Lineage: Eukaryota; Metazoa; Rotifera; Eurotatoria; Philodinida; Philodinidae. The record is from the annotation of a GenBank genome assembly.
AUGUCAUCUUAUACUUAUUCUUGUGACAUAGAAAAUGAUAAUAUUGCUGCUUGGUCAAUAUCAACACAUGUAUUACUUGCUGUUCAUAUGCUUUUUGUGAAUAUUCUACUUACUAAUUUAUUAAUUGCUAUGUUUAGAAAACCAGCUGAUCCUCGAGCAAAAGUAUUUAAAAUGAUUCCUAUAAGUAAAGGUUCUAUUAAAGAUUGGUAUGAAUAUGAAGGUGCAUCAACAUAUGAAUAUGCUCAAAUAGAAGCAAAAGCAUCGAAAGCUGAAUCAAUGACAUCAACUCAUAAUAUAAAUUUUUCUGCUAAUGAAAAACGAGAAGAUACAAAUGAUGGCAUAAUGAUUCAGACAAUUCAAAUAAUAUUCUAA